CCUAGUCGCCUAUGAGUUAUUUCUCCUUCUAAUUCGGAGAACUGGCGAGUCAGAACUUGGCUUGGAUGUCAAGUCAAUCCAGUUCUCUUUCUUGGCCUUUGCACAAAACACAGACACUAACAGUACCAACAAAGUAUGGCGGCUAAGUGUGUCUGUGCUGGACACACCCUGGCCGGGGAGAACAGGAAAGUCUAUUGCACUGGCCCCUUGCUGGACAAAGUUCAAAGGUCCAAUAUGUUUCCCGAUUGCAAACACUUUGUGGACAUGUGUUGCAUAUACACUCCCACCCAAACCUUGGCCGAUUUUGAAAUGUUUAGUAAUUGUCAAAAGAACGAUGGUUCCCUUAGGUUCUUGAAAAUGUUUGUGGAGAAACACUUUUAUGAGCCUGGUUGUGAUCUUGAAGCCUGGACUCCAACGGAUUGGAAGGAAAAUCCUCGUUGCCUCGCCAAAGUUUCAGAUCCGGGUCUAAAGCAAUUCGGGUCCAAUAUCAAUGCCAUUUGGAAGGAUCUAGGGCGAAAAGUCAACGAGGACGUCAAGAAACAUCCCGAACAGUACUCGAUUAUCUAUAUACCCAAGCCUUUCAUUGUUCCUUCGGUUAGCCACAGAGAGUACUGGUACUGGGACUCCUUCUGGAUUGUCCGUGGCUUGCUGCACUGUGGCAUGUAUGAGACAGCAAAGGGCAUGAUUGACAACUUCCUGAUGCUGGUCCGCGAUUACGGAUUUGUGCCUGGCUGUGGAAGGAUAUACUGCGCUGGUCGCUCCAAUCCUCCAAUUUUGAUUAUGAUGAUGAAGUCUUAUGUGGAGGUGACCAAGGACGAAGCCUUUGCCAUUCAAUCCCUGCCACUGCUCGAGCUCGAGUACAAAACGUUUUUGCUGAACCACGAGGUAAAGGUUAAAGGAAGGACUAUGUAUCAGUAUCGGGAUAUAUCCACUGGCCCACGCCCUGAAGCAUACAGGGAGGACCUUGAAACGGCAGAACACAUCGAGAGCAACGAAACCAAAGAGGCUCUAUAUACCCAACUGAAGUCGGCCUGCGAGUCCGGCCAGGAGUUCAGUUCCCGCUGGUUUGUGGCUGCGGAUGGAUCCAACCGGGGCACCAUUGUGGACACCACCCCCUCGGCCAUUGUGCCCGUGGAGUUGAAUGCAAUCGUCUUCCGAAGUGGCAAGAUCCUGGCCGAGUUCCAUCGCAAAAGCGGCAACACCAAAAAAGCGGAUGAAUACCAGGAUCGAGCCUGCACCCUCGUAAAAGCCAUUCGUGACAUUAUGUGGAACGACCAGGCCGGCAUUUGGUUGGACUACGAUCUGGAAAACCAGAAACCGCGAGACUUUUUCUGUUGCACCAACUUUGCUCCAUUGUGGGCCAGGGCUUUUCCUUUGGUCGACACCGAGAAGGUAUCUACCUCGGUGAUGAGGUAUAUUGAGACCAAUCAGCUCGACGAGAUGUACGGCGGAGUGCCUCAUACGUUGAAUGAACAAGCCUUCCAGAAAUGGGACUAUCCCAACUCCUUUCCGCCUAUGAUGUUCAUUGUUAUCGAGGGUCUGGACAAUCUGGGCACUCCACAGUCAAAGGCCAAAUCCAAGGAAUGGGCUCAUCAGUGGGUGAAGUCCGUCUAUGCCGCCUACAAGUACGAGCAUUUAAUCUUCGAAAGGUAUUACUGCAAGGAAUUUGGCCAGCCUGGAGAUCGGAGCGGGAACGCCAAGUACACGGGAUACGGCUGGACCAUCGGAGUGGUGUUCGAGUUAUUGGCCAAACACGGCAAAGAUAUGGUUAUUGAUCCCGACGCAGGCCAGAUGGAGGAAAGUACCACUUCCUAUGCGUCAAAAAAGAACAACGAAUUUAUAAUCACAAGCGAGGCGAACAUGGAUGCUGGAAGCAGCGGAACAACGGGGCGAGGCAACCAGACGGCAUGCCCAUGCGGAAAUUCCUCGCAAUCGUCCAGCUUAGCACCGGACCCGAAGACCCGUUUCAAUCCUCCCAUCUCACAUAUAAGUGAAGAAUCCUCCACGUUAGGAGUGGAGCAAAAGUUUCACACUCCGGUCACUGCAGUUCAUCCGACCAACUGCCUUUGCAGCCGCGCAGAUUAUUCCUCAAAUGAUAAAUCUGAAGAGAAGCCAGUUGUUCGGAGCAGAACAGCUGAAAUCUGUGGAGUAUGUGGCCAAGAGAUGGCUCCGCCCCACCUUGAAGGUGGCCAAUGUAACUGCGGGGAUGAUCAGAAGGGCAUAAGUCAGACACCGCAAAGGGCACAGCCCCAAACGAGGGCACCCCAAGGGCACCAAAUGCAGGGGGUCCUCUGUGCCUGCGGCGCCCUGCUAGGAAAAAACUAUGGUAAGCGAAGAAACUCGGUUCCCACUCAACCUAAGCCGUACGAGGCACUAAAGCCUUGCGUGGUUUCCGUAAAUCCAGCAGAUCAGGAGGAAGCCUGCGCCUGUGCCUGCGAGCUAGAUCAGCAUCCAGCGGCAGCGCCAUCUCGUCAGUGGCGUGACGCAGAAUCUUCUUGCACCUCGGCUCAGUCGCAACCCCGAAAAAUGGAUGAGGUCCUCUCGGAGCACGAUCCUAGCUGCGCCUGCUACAUUGAUAGGAAAAGAAGGGAGGCGGAAAAGCAGGAGAAACAAAAGGCUCAAAUGCAGGCGCAAGCAUCCCAAGCCAGCUGUGGUCCUAGGUGUUCCCCAUCUCAGACUGCCAAAAGUGUGCAGAGUGGUGGAUCGGCGAAGGAUGCUCCGGAGCCAUGCACUCCAGGGUCUUGUGUACGAGCAGCUCCAUCGGUUCCGGUACACCCAAAACGGUCCGAGGCCCGCUGCGGCUGUGAAGGAGAAGAGGCGGACGAUCCGCGGGCGGAGGAGAAAAAGAAGUUCGAGGCCAAAAUGGAGGAAUGUGUGAAGGCCCAAAUAUCUAUGAUCCAGGAGCGCGAUAAGAAACUCAAAAACAAGGAUGCUGAGGAUCAAGCAAAGGACUGUGAUCCGGAAACGAAGCCGAAGGCGCAGGAUUGUUCCAGUGCUCUGAAAGUCUCAAAGAGUGCCGCCCAGCCAGCAGCAGCUGCCUGUUCCUGUGCCGGUGAGGAGGAUGACGAGGAAAGGCGACAGCAGGAUGCACUGGUUGGUCACUAUGCACCAUUGUCUGAUGGAACGAAGGGCGCCGAUUGUCCUGACGAUUUAUUUGGAAAGAAAAAGGCAAAGGGAGGCUGCUGUUCUUGUGAAACGGAAGACUGUCCAGAACAGGAUGAGAUAAAAUCUGUAGCAACAGCAGCAUGCGCCUGUGAUAAUGAAAGUACCGCAGCUCCGCCACCCACCUUCCUUUGUCCACAUUGUGGAGGCAAUCCAUAUGAGCCUCCCACCAAAUCAGUGGGCACCAAUCGUCCUUCCCUACCCGCGCACUCUAGCGCAAGUGGUGGAGGCAAAGAGGAAGAUUGUGUGUGCUUGGCAAGUUCGAAAAGCACUGCGAAUCCAAAAAGUGCUGCAAAUUCUAAAAGUGCAGCAAAUUUGGGUUGCGGUCCCUGCAGUGCGCAUGUGACUCCGGGCUAUUCACCCGACAACGGACGCAUUCCCGUGUUUAACAAGCAGUUCCCGCUAAGAGAUCGCGACGGCGACGAUUGCAGUGCUCUUCCAGAUCCUAAUGCGGGUAAGGAUAAAAAGAAAUGCUGCAAUUGCAGCCCAGAAGAGGAAGAUCAGGAGUGAGUGUCCAAGGACAUUAGUUUCCAAAGUCACACGC
This is a messenger RNA of Drosophila bipectinata, 3706 nucleotides long. RefSeq lists its product as uncharacterized. The record is from RefSeq and is a predicted model, not a curated record. Gene Ontology annotation, molecular function: alpha,alpha-trehalase activity. Gene Ontology annotation, biological process: trehalose catabolic process. NCBI's taxonomy places the organism in Eukaryota, Metazoa, Arthropoda, Insecta, Diptera, Drosophilidae.